Arvicola amphibius (Eurasian water vole) is the source of this 1323-nucleotide messenger RNA. It is a transcript of the gene Sox3, whose product is annotated as SRY-box transcription factor 3. Gene Ontology annotation, molecular function: RNA polymerase II cis-regulatory region sequence-specific DNA binding; DNA-binding transcription factor activity, RNA polymerase II-specific. Gene Ontology annotation, biological process: negative regulation of transcription by RNA polymerase II; anatomical structure morphogenesis; positive regulation of transcription by RNA polymerase II. The record is from RefSeq and is a predicted model, not a curated record. Lineage: Eukaryota; Metazoa; Chordata; Mammalia; Rodentia; Cricetidae. The transcript has a single exon. Bases 1 to 1323 code for a protein of 440 amino acids.
AUGCGACCAGCUCGAGAGAACGCAUCAGGUGAGAGAAGCCCGCGCGUUCCCGCCGACUUCGCGCGGAGCAGUUCCGCAAGCCUGUCCUUCCCGCCUGACCCUCCGGCCCUCCGGCCCCCAAACGCCACUCCAACGGAGUCCUCCGGCCUUUUCACCGUGGCCGCUCCAGCCUCCGGAGCGCCUUCUCCUCCCGCCACGCUGGCGCACCUUCUUCCCGCCCCGGCAAUGUACAGCCUGCUGGAGACUGAACUCAAGAACCCCGUGGGGCCGCCCACCCCAACAGCGGCCACCGGCGGACCCCCAGCCCCAGGCGGAGCAGGCAAGAGUAACGCGAACCCAGCCAGCGGCGCGAACGCAGGCAGCGGUGGCGCGAACGGCGGCGGCGGGGGCAGCGACCAGGAUCGCGUAAAGCGGCCCAUGAACGCUUUCAUGGUCUGGUCCCGCGGGCAGCGGCGCAAGAUGGCCCUGGAGAACCCCAAGAUGCACAACUCUGAAAUCAGCAAGCGCUUGGGCGCCGACUGGAAACUGCUGACCGACGCCGAGAAGCGACCGUUCAUCGACGAGGCCAAGCGACUGCGUGCAGUGCACAUGAAGGAGUAUCCGGACUACAAGUACCGGCCGCGCCGCAAGACCAAGACGCUGCUCAAGAAGGACAAGUACUCCCUGCCCGGCGGCCUCCUGCCCCCGGGCGCCGCCGCCGCCGCGGCCGCCGCAGCCGCCGCCGCGGCAGCUAGCAGCCCAGUGGGCGUGGGCCAGCGCCUGGACACGUACUCGCACGUGAACGGCUGGGCCAACGGAGCGUACUCGCUGGUGCAGGAGCAACUGGGCUACGCGCAGCCCCCGAGCAUGAGCAGCCCGCCGCCGCCGCCAGCGCUACCGCAGAUGCACCGCUACGACAUGGCUGGCCUGCAGUACAGCCCCAUGAUGCCACCCGGCGCCCAGAGCUACAUGAACGCCGCGGCCGCCGCGGCCGCCGCCUCGGGCUAUGGGGGCAUGGCGCCUUCGGCCGCCGCCGCGGCCGCCGCCGCCUACGGGCAACAGCCCGCCGCCGCAGCGGCCGCAGCUGCUGCCGCCAUGAGCCUGGGCCCCAUGGGCUCCGUGGUGAAGUCGGAGCCCAGCUCGCCGCCGCCCGCCAUCGCUUCGCACUCGCAGCGCGCGUGUCUUGGCGACCUGCGCGACAUGAUCAGCAUGUACCUGCCACCUGGCGGGGAUGCGGCUGACGCAGCCUCUCCGCUGCCAGGCGGCCGACUGCACGGCGUUCACCAGCACUACCAGGGCGCUGGGACUGCGGUCAAUGGAACGGUGCCGCUGACCCACAUCUGA